AUGAUCGGUUCAGUUUAUAAAAUCGUUUGUAGUCAAAGCGACAUUUGCUACGUGGGUAGCACGUUUAAUCUACUCAAACAUCGUAUGAGUGGGCAUCGGUCUAAUUUCAAGCGUUGGGAAGAAGGGAAAGCAACUAGCGAAAUUGCAAUUUAUCCAUACUUCCGAAAGUAUGGACCGUAUGCAUUUAAAAUUAUAUUGAUCAAGCAGUAUGAGGUUGUCGAUAGAGCUCAGUUGCUUGCGUACGAAACCUUAUGGAUCAACAAGUUCAAGAGAACUUGUGUGAAUAAGGUACCUCCAUUUGGGCUAUUAAAAAAAGAAAAACAGAGAGAGAGUACGAAAAAAUACUGGGAAGCCAAUAAAGAAGUGCUCAAUGAGAAAAACAAGCAAUACAACGAGCUAGACUCGUCGAGAAGGUAA
This is a messenger RNA of Phytophthora sojae, 417 nucleotides long. RefSeq lists its product as hypothetical. Lineage: Eukaryota; Oomycota; Peronosporomycetes; Peronosporales; Peronosporaceae. The coding region runs from base 1 to 417 and encodes 138 amino acids. The transcript has a single exon. The record is from RefSeq and is a predicted model, not a curated record.